Mesitornis unicolor (brown roatelo) is the source of this 733-nucleotide messenger RNA. RefSeq names its product transmembrane protein 104 (gene SLC38A12). NCBI's taxonomy places the organism in Eukaryota, Metazoa, Chordata, Aves, Mesitornithiformes, Mesitornithidae. The annotation marks the transcript as partial. The transcript has 8 exons. The record is from RefSeq and is a predicted model, not a curated record.
AUGGCUGGUGGCAUUACUGACACAGGAGAGCUCUACUCUCCCUAUGUUGGUUUGGUUUACAUGUUCAACCUCAUCGUUGGGACGGGAGCCCUAACCAUGCCGAAGGCCUUUGCAACAGCAGGGUGGCUUGUCAGCCUCGUUCUCUUGAUGUUCCUGGGAUUCAUGAGCUAUAUGACUACAACUUUUGUGGUGGAAGCCAUGGCUGCUGCCAAUGCCCAGCUCCGAUGGAAGAGAAUGGAAAAACGCAAGGAGGAUGAUGAGGAUGAGGAUUCUUCCUCUGGAGUAUCUGAUAGUGAUGUUCUCCUGCAAGAUGGCUAUGAGCGAGCAGAGACACGACCUAUCCUGUCAGUUCAGAGACGUGGCUCACCCAAUAUCUUUGAAAUCACUGAGAGGGUGGAAAUGGGCCAAAUGGCUUCCAUGUUCUUCAAUAAAGUGGGUGUCAACCUCUUCUAUUUCUGCAUAAUUAUCUACCUCUAUGGGGACCUGGCAAUCUACGCAGCAGCUGUACCUGUCUCUCUCAUGCAAGUGACCUGUGCUACUGGCAACCAUUCUUGCAGUGUUGGAGAUGGCACAAAGUAUAACGAUACAGACAAGUGCUGGGGGCCAAUUCGAAGGAUUGAUGCUUACAGACUGUAUCUGGCAGCAUUUACUCUCCUUCUGGGUCCUUUCACCUUCUUCAAUGUGCAGAAGACCAAGUAUCUUCAAAUCAUGACAUCCCUCAUGAGAUGGAUAG